This is a messenger RNA of Anopheles marshallii, 888 nucleotides long. RefSeq names its product transmembrane protein 192-like. NCBI's taxonomy places the organism in Eukaryota, Metazoa, Arthropoda, Insecta, Diptera, Culicidae. Gene Ontology annotation, cellular component: lysosomal membrane; late endosome. The record is from RefSeq and is a predicted model, not a curated record. The coding region runs from base 1 to 888 and encodes 295 amino acids. The transcript is spliced from 4 exons.
AUGUCGACCUCUUUUCUAACUCGUGGUUUAUCGUCGUUUCUGUUUAAAUCGUUUGCAAUCGGAUCAUCUAGCGCCGCGGGUCGGAAUGCUGGUCCCAAUCAAUCGUUAUUCCAUUCCACCAGCAAUACCGAACCGGAUGAUUCCAUACACUUUGAUAAGCUUCAAACAGUUCCCAGUGCUUGCAUCCAACUGUUUGUUACAAUUGCACUGACGAUCAUCUCCGUUAUAUAUACGCUACAGCAAUGUGAUACCACAACGGUGUGUUUAUAUUACUACAUGCUGCUCUACCUACGUGGCGUCUAUUGGGCGAUUGUUUACUUAAUCCACUUGUACACCAAAAGCCGACACCUAUAUCUGAACCGCUGUGGUCACCAUUCCUUCGCUACCAAAGUUCACCGGCACAAAAAAUCUUCCCUGAAGCUGGUGACGCUAUCGAACACGAUCCUGCUGAUAGUGCACACGGCAUUGGGACAUUCCUUUGGGGAAACGUUUAUGCAACGUUGCUUUGUGGAUGGGUUUUCGUCCGUGGUAUUUGUAGCGUCUUUCACCCUUCUCGAAACUAUGAUUAUUGUACCAGUACAGCUAUCCUAUAUCGUUCACGUUCGAGUGUUCAAUCUCACACGUCCAAUGCCGGACGCGCAGCAGAGUGCCAACGAUUUGAGUCUGCGUAUAUGCCCCACGGAGGAAUACAGCGUUAACGAUAGCUUCAAAAGCAUAACGGAUCCGAAGGAAUUCAUUCUGCUGCAAUCGGCGAUGAUAAGCAAGCUAAAGGAGGAGAACAGUCAGCUUUCUAGCAGAAUUCAGGAGGCAAAAAAUCUGGUGGAACUCGUUCCGAACCAAUCACUUAACUACUCGCUGGCAGAACAAUCAAUCGUUGGAGGGUAUUGA